AUGAAGGACAUCAUAGUUUUGUUUUUCUUGGUCACCUUGACGACAUGCUCUGCCCGUACCUAUAAAAAUGUGGCUCUUCGUGGCAAAGCUACGCAGUCCAGCAGAUACAACAGUGAAUAUUCGGCAGCCUCCAACGCCAUCGAUGGGAACCGGGAAUCUGACUACAACGCAGGGUCCUGUGCUGUGACGAAGUGGCAGACAAACCCCUGGUGGAAAGUGGACCUGCUGGAGACCUACAUCGUCACCUCCAUCACCAUCACAAAUAGAGGAGACUGCUGCCCUGAGAGACUGGACGGGGCUGAGAUCAAUGUGGGCAACUCGUUACACUAUAAUGGGAAUUCUAAUCCUGUAGUGGCGGUGCUCCCACACAUCCCACCAGGCCGCUCUCUCACCAUCACCCUCAGGAGACGAGUGGAGGGCCGAUAUGUCUAUGUGGUUCUACCAGGAAUCAACAGGCAACUGACCCUCUGUGAAGUGGAGGUCUAUGGAUACCGUGCACCAACCGGAGAAAAUCUGGCCUUCAAGGGAAGAGCUACACAAUCAUCAAUAUAUGCCAAUAACAUGCUAUGGGCAGCUAUCCAAGCUACAGAUGGAAACCGUAUGACAAAUACUCACACGUUUAAUGAUCUGAACCCCUGGUGGAGACUGGAUCUGGCGAAAACAUACAGGAUUUUCACCGUAAAUGUAACCAAUGCGAAUGGAAUUUAUUCCGCAAGACUGAAUGGAGCAGAGAUUCGCAUUGGAGAUUCCCUUGAAAACAAUGGCAACAACAACCCAAGGUGUGCAGUCAUCAGAAAUAUUCCUUCAGGUUUCACUCAGGGGUUUAACUGUGAUGGGAUGGACGGUCGGUACGUUAACAUAGUGAUCCCAGGACGGAUAGAGUACCUGCAUGUGUGUGAGGUGGAGGUCUACGGCUCUGUGCUCGACUAGAUGUUCUGACAACACAAUACAGUGUUGUGAGUGGUUGGAUGUGUACAUUUUGUGAUUAUUAAACUGCUAAAAGUAACUAUAUGACAUUUUUUACACAAGAUUUAUUGUGCUACUGUCUGACUGAUCACAUGACUUUUUCAUGUUAAUUUGGCUCAUCAGACAUGUCUUUUCAGUUUAUCUGUUAUAUAUUGGUGUGAAUAGUACAAUGUGUACUUUUGCGAUGUUUAAUGUACAUGUAUGUGUGU
Molecule: messenger RNA, 1175 nt
Organism: Boleophthalmus pectinirostris (great blue-spotted mudskipper)
Lineage: Eukaryota; Metazoa; Chordata; Actinopteri; Gobiiformes; Gobiidae
Product: fucolectin-4-like
Exons: 5
Coding region: 1-930 (309 amino acids)
Source: RefSeq, a predicted model, not a curated record